Psilocybe cubensis is the source of this 690-nucleotide messenger RNA. RefSeq lists its product as uncharacterized. The record is from RefSeq and is a predicted model, not a curated record. The transcript is spliced from 5 exons. Bases 1 to 690 code for a protein of 229 amino acids. Lineage: Eukaryota; Fungi; Basidiomycota; Agaricomycetes; Agaricales; Agrocybaceae.
AUGGCAGAUACUGAAUCUGCGUGUGACCCUUUGCCACAGGACUCGUCGUGGCCAACGAACCGCGCCCCAGUAUUUAGCGACGACUAUCCAUCUUCCUUUAUGGAAGCAUCAGUGUUCCCUACCGCAAACCAGAAUUUGGGCUCUACGGCAGGCCCCUCACAAUCAUAUUAUGGACAAGGCAUACACGAUCCAUAUGCGACUGCUAAUGAGGUUAGCAUUCACAACAGUCGGCCGUUCACGCCGCUGUCCUCCUUCGCAACGUCCAGUAAUCAGUAUGGAAACGAUUACCAGACCUUCUCAAAUACUAUUGGAGAAGGUUUAGAUAACAAUAUGAGAUCCACAGGCGAACAGCAAACCGUCGACAAUCAAUGCUCCGGGGAUCACCCUGUCGAGCACGAUUACAGUGAGCGCAACGCACAUGGAAGCGCGUUCCAGAGCAGUCUAUAUGGACUGCACAAUGCCCUGGAGUGGCCACCCAGGGCAUAUGAAUCCCUCGAAGAGGAAGUGCCACAUACCAACGCAGGUACAUGGACGGACGAGUCCAUUGUGCCGGAGCAGCCGGCUCCAAGCACCUCCCAGGUACAAGGCCAUGUCCCCAGUUGUAUGGGGGGCCUUGGUGUCAGCGUUACACGUGAACGCAAGAGGAGGAAGGAAAAGGGAUUCCGGUUCGUCAAUCUAGCUGCUAGCUAG